This is a messenger RNA of Saccostrea echinata, 2837 nucleotides long. RefSeq names its product suppressor APC domain-containing protein 2-like. The transcript has 6 exons. The coding region runs from base 110 to 1546 and encodes 478 amino acids. The record is from RefSeq and is a predicted model, not a curated record. NCBI's taxonomy places the organism in Eukaryota, Metazoa, Mollusca, Bivalvia, Ostreida, Ostreidae.
CCUGUCGACCGGAAAUUGGUUUAGCCAAUGGAAAUAACAAUUGACCAUUUACUAUGAUUUAGACCAAUUUGUACAGGUGAGCUGAUGUCAGCAAGGUAAUAAAAUCAAAAUGACGAGCGUCACUGCAUGGAAUAGCAUUGAGGGGCUCCCUAAGCAGUUUAUUUCCUCCCUGAAAGUGCUAUUCGAUAUUCUUGAUGAAAGGAACUGUGGCUACGUGAAGUUUUCUGACAUUGAAGCACGAUGGCAUGAAGAAGGGGUAAGGGGACUUCCAAGCGGAGUAACUGAAGCUUUGAGAAAAGUUACUCCAGCGAAUGGAUACCUCAGUUUUGAUAGAUUUGUAGCAGGUUUAAAAUUGGCAUUAUUGACCAGCCAGAAGAAACCCAAAGAUCUCAGAGAUGAUAAAGAAAAUAGCCAGCCUGUCAAAGACUUGCAGUUAAAACAUGCAAGCAAACCAGUUGCUGCCCCAAGAGAUGCAAUACUGACAAGGUCAUCAUCCAAUCAUGCUCUAAACAGAAUGCCCUCUGGUGCAACAAACACAGCAGCAGUGCGACCAAACAAUGCCAUCUCAAGUCAUAGUAAAGAGAGAAACGGUUUCGAACAGAAGGCAUACAAAAGGACAGAGUAUGACAAAACAAGAGAAAGUAAAUCAAAUCAGACACCAAGUCAUUUACCACCUAAAAAGCCAAUUCCUCCUCCAAGACCUCAAAGAACCACUCAUUCAUCUGUGAAUAGUGAUGGACAAAUUCCUCCAAAGGUUCCCCCCAGAGAUAGAAGCAAGAAUAUCAUCAUGGAACUGAAGAAUUGGCAGAGGAGAAUGAACCAUCAAGCCAACGAUCAAAGCCAGGCUACAAAAAGCCUACAGUCCACAAAGAGUGAUUCCAAUCUGUUGGACAGAGGGGAAAGAGGGAGGCAGAACAAUACCUAUGAGAACAUAGAGCAGGUACGCUUAUUAAGACAGGAAGCAGUUCCCUCCACAUCUACCCCCACUUCACCACCACAACAGAGGCAGGUCACUGUCAAGAGGAGAGACUCUGCUCGCAGACACACCCUAGCCAAUGGAGUGGACUAUAAUAUGAUUAAAAGGAUGAAACAAUUGGAGCAAGAGAAAGACAGUUUACUGAAAGGUUUAGACAUGGUGGAGCAAGCGAGGGGGUGGUACCACCGACAGGUGGUGGCAGUGGAGGAGAAACAAAAGUACAUAGGCCACACCUCAUAUCAUGACUACAACCUAGAGGCUAACCAGGAGAGGAUGAACUUCCAGUCUGCUAGGAUUAUGGAAGUCAAUCAGCAACUCAAGACUCUCAUAGAGAGUUCUGAGAGGGGUUUUCCACUCCACAUGAAUUUGGCUGUAGGGCCUUCCAGUGCUCUAAGGGAAGAUACCACAUCUAUGAAAACUCUUCAGGAUGACCAGAAGCAACUCAGAAAGGAACUCCGAGAGAAGUCAGAUAAGAUUGUACAGCUAGAGAAAGAGAAAGCCUCACUGAUAAGGGACCUGUUUGAGGCUCGUGCCAAGGGAAAGAACCAUGACGAUACAACGUUCAUGUAACCUAAAUUUGUGUUCACAAGUGCCAAAGAGAGAGUAUUUUUCACACUGCACAAGUUUUAAACCAUAGUCAGUAUGUCAUAUAUAUGCAUCGAUAAAAUUUGAAGUCUUAUUUUGGGGAAUCCAAAGAAAGCACACAAAAUAGUACUAUCGUUUUUUCAUUGUUAGGCCGAACUUUUAGUAGACUAAGGAAACCCAAGUGGACGACCUUUUAAUUUGGUAGAACCUUAUUUACUGCUAGUAAUGGUCGUACAGAAUAUUAACUCUCUUUCAAUAGAGCUCUAUGACAAAGGUUAAAUAAGUAUGUAGUGUUUAAACAUUGUAUGUCCAAAGGCCUAUUGUCACAGUUCUAAACUCUUGAAAUUCAUAAAAGUUAAACAGGUAGCAUAAGAAUCUAGAGUCAAAUACAUGAAAGUUUAAGUAUUCAGUUCUUUUCUUUUUGUAUAAGUUGGCAUUUAACAAUUAGAGCUAAUAUGUGUCCACUGUAGGAAUAAUAUGUCUUUAAUUUUGUAUCUUACAUUAAAGUAAACCUUCAUACAUUGGAAAUCAUAAGAAAUAACUUGUCACUUUGACAGAUUAAUCCAUCCUUAUAUAGGACAUGUAAAGUAUCUGUUAGAGCUCAGUAUUAUUCACAAACAUUCCAUGACAGAAAACCUGAUAUUACAACUUUAUGUGGAGAUAUUAAGAUACAACAAAUUGUGUACCCAAGUGUGUUCACUUACAGCAAAAGUAUGUUGUGUAUUACAUAUCUAAUUUAUAAUACAACUAAUAUGUAGUUAAUAUUCCUUUUAUUUUUAUUUAUCUAAGUUUGAAAAUCAAACCAAUGUCUCAGCCCUUUGAAUAUUUUACUGAUUGAUUUAGAUUUAUACAGUGUCAUUAAUUAUGUGACAGAGUUACAUGUAAUUUAAGGAGGAGAUCACUCUGUAAUAUUCACAACCAAAUUUUUAGAAUGCAUAGAGCAAAAUGAGAUCAUUAUGUUUUUUUACUAUGACAUAAAAUAUUUUUCUUAAAGACAUUAUUCUUUUUUGAAUGUAUACAUGGGAUUUAUUUGUACAGAUUGUAAUUUGGAAAAGUCAAAUUGAACAGCUUUACAUUUAUUGAAGACCACACUAUCAAUUAAACAGAGGUUUUCUAUUUUAAGAUAUAUGUAUAAAUUGUGAAACUGGAGCAUUUGUAUAUUGUGCAGUCAUUAUUUACUAGACUAUUAAUAUUUUUGUUUUUUUUUAAUCAAGAUUGAUGACCUGUUUACUUAUGUUUUUAUACAAAAAUGUUAUAUAGUAUUUGUAAUGAUCUC